This is a messenger RNA of Argentina anserina (silverweed cinquefoil), 2983 nucleotides long. RefSeq lists its product as uncharacterized. NCBI's taxonomy places the organism in Eukaryota, Viridiplantae, Streptophyta, Magnoliopsida, Rosales, Rosaceae. The transcript has 9 exons. Gene Ontology annotation, molecular function: RNA polymerase III type 3 promoter sequence-specific DNA binding; RNA polymerase II cis-regulatory region sequence-specific DNA binding. Gene Ontology annotation, biological process: snRNA transcription by RNA polymerase II; snRNA transcription by RNA polymerase III. Gene Ontology annotation, cellular component: snRNA-activating protein complex. Bases 16 to 2757 code for a protein of 913 amino acids. The record is from RefSeq and is a predicted model, not a curated record.
UCCGUCGUAAAGCCAAUGUCUGCUCUCGCCGAUAACGACGAAUUCUCCUACUACGAUGACGAAGACGAUGACGACAAUGGUGAUGACGGCUUCCACGACGAUAUGGAGGCCAUCCGCCGCGCCUGCAUGCUCACCGGCAAAGACCCCGACGACGUCAUCGCCAAAUCCGACGGCGAAGACGACGAAGAAGCCGGCCCCUCCUCCUCCGCUCCCAAUUCCGACUCCGAUUUCGACGACGACCUCGAGCUCCUCCGCAAAAUCAAGAGCCAAUUCUCCGACGCUUCUCUGAAGAAGCCUCUCUCGCUGAAGCCGCUCUGUACUUUGCUGCCGCCUUCCGCCUCCGACGAGGAGGAGGACGACUACCAGACGCUGCUCGCCAUUCGCAAACGCUUUGCUGCCUAUGAGAACGAUACCCAGGAGAAAAGUGCUGAUCAGAUUGAUUCUUCCUGCAAAUCAGUUGACGAAACUUGCAAUGAAGUAUCUGGGACUGAUGCUCAUGAGAGGUUUCGUUCUAUGGUCACUGAUAAUGAAGAGGGACAGCCGUCAACUUCCAUUGAGUGGAAUCAGUCAGAUUCUUGUAAGUCGCCAAUCAAAAGUUCAGAGUUCCCAAAGUCUGCACUGGCUUUUUUGGAUGCUAUUAAUAAGAAUAGGUCCUGUCAGAAGUUUCUUCGAAGUAAGCUGAUACAAAUCCAAGCUAAAAUUGAGGAAAACAACAAGCUGAAGCAGCGCGUCAAAAUCCUUAGAGACUUUCAAGCUCAUUGCAAGAGACGGACAGGAGAGGCACUGUCCCAAAAGAAGGAUCCUCGUGUCCAGUUAAUUUUAACAAAAAAGCCAAGGGCUAACUCAAAGGCACAUGACAGAGCUACCAAAGUUAUGUCCUACGGCCCAGAAGAAAACUUACAUGUUGCUGAUUACAGAAAGGCAUCGUCAAGAUUUCCACUGCCAAUAGAUUCAAAAAAUUGGUCAGAGGUAGAAAAGAAAGAUCUUCAAAAGGGAAUAAGACAGCAAUAUCAGGAAAUGGUUCUUCAAUCUUCUAUGGAUGAAUCAAGUUAUUCUGAGACACCUUGUGGAGACCCGAAUGACAUUGAUAGCAUUUUGGCUUCGAUUAAGGAUCUAGACAUUACCCCAUAUAGCAUCAAAGAGUUCCUGCCUAAGGUUAACUGGGAGCAGUUGGCUUCCAUGUACGUUCCGGGUCGCUCUGGUGGAGAAUGUGAAGCAAGGUGGUUGAACUGGGAGGAUCCCUUGAUCAAUCACGGACCAUGGACUACAGAUGAGGAUAAGAUGAUUCUGUAUCUUGUCCAGAAGAACGGGGUCAAUGAUUGGAGUAAUAUCUCAGAAGCAAUGGGGACUAACAGGACUCCAUUUCAGUGUUUGGCACGCUACCAAAGGAGCCUAAAUGCUUCUAUACUGAAACGGGAGUGGACCAAGGAUGAGGAUGCAAAACUUUCUUCUGCUGUAGAAGCUUUUGGUGAGAGUGAUUGGCAGUAUGUAGCUUCUGCAUUGAAUGGACGAACCGGUCCUCAAUGCUCUAAUAGAUGGAAGAAAUCACUUCAUCCAACCAGGACAAGAGUUGGUAAGUGGACAACAGAGGAAGACAAACGCCUGAUAGUUGCUCAAAUGCUUUUUGGGUCAAAAAACUGGAAUAAGACAGCUCAGUUUGUGCCAGGCCGAACUCAGUCACAGUGCAGGGAUAGAUAUGUCAACUCUUUAGAACCUUCUUUGAAAUGUGGUGAAUGGACCAAAGAAGAGGACUCAAGAUUGAUAGCUGCAAUUGAAGAAUAUGGAUAUUGCUGGACAAAAGUUGCUGCAUGUGUGCCUCACCGGACUGAUAAUAUGUGCUGGAGGAGAUGGAAGGUGUUGUUUCCGGAUGAAGUGCCCUUGCGCAGAGAAGAGAAAAGAAUACGUAAGACUGCUCUCAUCCGCAACUUUGUUGAUCGGGAAAAAGAUCGUCCAGAACUUAGCCCUAAUGAUUUUCUUCUACAAGAUGUUACCUCAAGGAAAAGUUUAACUUAUCCUAGGAAGGCAGGAGAAUUAAGCCGAGUUUUAAAGAGGGUUAAACCCAGGAGACGUAGAAACAAUGCUAAAUAUUGCUCCGAGGAAGAACCUGGGACAAGCAAUUCUGAUGUUGAGACAUAUGAUGGGGAUGAAGCCUCAAAGAAGAAGAAAAAGAAGGUUUCCAAACAGCGUCAAAGAAGGCACAAAGACAAUGGACCCACAGGGGACUGUGAGGCUGUUGUACCUGUACAAAAGAAUAGUAGACCCAGGAGGAAUAAAAAGAACGGCCAGAUUCCUGGGAAAAGUAAUUCUGAGGUUCAGACAUGUGAUGGGGAUGAUGCCUCGAAGAAGAAAGUUCUUGAAAAAUGUCACAGAAGGCACAAAGUCACUGAACCUACAGGAGACUUUGUACUUGUUAGUAAUGAGUAUGACAGACGCAAAGAACCAGCAGAAAAUUCUUGUUCAGAUCGAAUCAUAGGAACAUCAGAUGAAGAUGAUACUAUUUCUUACUUUCUACAUAAAUCAAAGAAGAGAAAGCUUGAAGUUGCUGAUCAUGCUGUCCAGGAUUCCCUAUCCCCCUGUAUACAGGAUCGUGAAGCUUCAUUGCAAUAUGAGCCAACCAUAGUACCUGGUCGACGAAAAUCAGUCAGAGGCCAUCAGCUUGGCUUCGAAGAAUCAAUUAGCAAAGUGUUGGCAAUUGAUCCAGGGAGUAAUUAUGAGACUGGUGAUCCUGUUUUUGCUUCCAUGGGAAAAAGAAAUUAAAGAAGAGGCAUGCUCAAACGUCCAAACAGCAUGUCAUUCAUAAUGAACCUGAUGCAGGAGUAGUACCUAAACAAGAUGUCAGUCAAAUAUGGGAAGGAACAAGUGAGCAAUGCUGCAGACAGGGGCGAUGAUAUGCCGCUUGCUUGUUUUUUACAUAAUAGAUCAAAGAAGUGACAUGAAUCUGGCAGAGGAGAUACUCAGAUGUAUAGAUGAUAUUUGAACUACU